AUGCCUAAUAUCCUCAUUGUCAAUGACAAUGCCUCCUUCGCUUCAAGCGAUACCUUCUCUACUCGAGAUUCGAUAGAGCAAUCACGCCACUCACUCCGUCGAAGAAACACAGUUUCCCAGCUUACAAGAAAGGUCUCUAAGAGAAUAUCUCAAAAAAUCCUCAAGGCCGGAGCUCAAGAACAUGUGCUGAGCGCAAGGAAUCUCAAAGAUCUCAACGACGCAGCAGAUAUUGAUCCACACAACCUAUGCUCGCCAGCUCAUCAAGUUCACGACGUUAAGAUAUACGACCCUAUUCACGAGAUCAUUGAGGAGGAAUGCCCUAUAUUUGAUGUGGAAGCAGCCAGAGAGAUGCGUCUUCAUCAGUCGUACGCAACCUUCUGUCAAAACUUCACGCUAUCGGGGACAACAAGCAGGAGUAGGAAGUUCGAUUUAUCAAUGGGAACGGAGGGGGCAGAUGAACAUACACAAUCCUCUCACACGGAUCUGACUCUCAAAAACAACGACACAUCGGAAUUUUCGGGUUCUCAUGCCUCUCCCGAGCACAUAACGGUCCAUUCAAGGCCCAGACCAAAUACAGUCACAUUCCCAAUAUCAUACCCAUCUACGGAUCUUGAUGAUACACCCAUACCACACUCAGCAACUGUCAAAAAUACCUCUUCGGAACUUCCAGUCACAGAAACAUCAAAAGUCGACGACGACUUUGACAGAAUCAGUUCAAGUUUCGAGAUAACGCCCAGCUCCAACUACCCCCAACCACCACCUCGCAUUAUCACCCCGACUGUCUGGAUGGACAUGCAGCGCAACGAGCGAGAACGCAAAGCAGCUCGACGGCAAAGACUUUUAAACCCGUUUCGGUCAUGGUUCAUGACAAGCCAGCCCUUGUCGGGGCAGAGAUAUGAAGUUGGUAAAUAG
Molecule: messenger RNA, 912 nt
Organism: Penicillium expansum
Lineage: Eukaryota; Fungi; Ascomycota; Eurotiomycetes; Eurotiales; Aspergillaceae
Exons: 1
Coding region: 1-912 (303 amino acids)
Source: RefSeq, a predicted model, not a curated record